AUGGAGUGUGCCCCGGCAGGCCCGGCCCUCCACGGGGCCACGGAGAGGAAGAGCUCCGGCUGCCGCGAGGCUCCAAAGAAGCUAGGCCUGUCCUUCUCCAUUGAGGCGAUCCUGACAAGGCCGCUGGGGAGAAGGGAUAGGGUCGGGCCACCAGGAGAAGACGGAGCGGCCCCUGGGCACACUGAAGCCACCAGCUCCGGCCUGGUGAGGCCUCCGCAGGACCAGCCCCAAGAAGAGAGGAAGAGUAAACGCAGGGUUCGGACCACCUUCACAUCAGAGCAGUUGCAGGAGCUGGAGAAGCUUUUCCACUUCACCCAUUACCCCGACAUCCAUGUCCGCACCCAGCUGGCUGCCAGGAUCAACCUGCCUGAAGCUCGAGUACAGAUCUGGUUCCAGAAUCAACGAGCCAAGUGGCGGAAACAGGAGAAAAGCAGCAGCCUUGGUGUGUCACAGGCGCUGGGAGAAGCCAACUUGGCCCUGCCCUCACCUCUGGACAUAGCUGACCCCCUGCGGACGCCCACCGCUCUGCCCAGGCUGGCUCCUCCCAUCGGGUGUUACCCACUGCCUCAGAGUAGACUCACCUCCCCAUGGUUCCCUUCCCGGAUCACCCUGGUCCCCCAGCACCCAUGGGAGCUGCAGCCCUUCCCGGGCCCUCGUGUCCCACAGACGUGCACGCCUGACCUCUGCAUCCUGCCGCCUUCACACCCCAAGUGGAGCAGUGUCUGUGCCACUUCAACAUAGGGA
Molecule: messenger RNA, 744 nt
Organism: Perognathus longimembris pacificus (Pacific pocket mouse)
Lineage: Eukaryota; Metazoa; Chordata; Mammalia; Rodentia; Heteromyidae
Gene: Isx
Product: intestine specific homeobox
Exons: 4
Coding region: 1-741 (246 amino acids)
Biological process (GO): regulation of transcription by RNA polymerase II
Molecular function (GO): RNA polymerase II transcription regulatory region sequence-specific DNA binding; DNA-binding transcription factor activity, RNA polymerase II-specific
Source: RefSeq, a predicted model, not a curated record